Messenger RNA from Hypomesus transpacificus, 2109 nucleotides. Its product is annotated as tumor necrosis factor receptor superfamily member 21-like. Gene Ontology annotation, biological process: negative regulation of myelination; humoral immune response; signal transduction. The record is from RefSeq and is a predicted model, not a curated record. The transcript is spliced from 4 exons. Gene Ontology annotation, molecular function: protein binding. The coding region runs from base 1 to 888 and encodes 295 amino acids. Lineage: Eukaryota; Metazoa; Chordata; Actinopteri; Osmeriformes; Osmeridae.
AUGACGGUGCUGCUGCUGCUGGUGGGGUUGCUGCUGGUGGUAGGCUGCAGCGUGAAGAGGAGCUCCCGCACGCUGGAGAAGGGCCCCCGACAGGACCCCAGCAGCAUCGUGGAGAGGGCCAGCCACAAGAGGACCACACACACACAGGCCAGGGAGAAGUGGCUCUACUACCCUAAUGGACAGGGGGUGGACAUCCUGAAACUUGUGUCGUCUCAGGUGGGGGGUCAGUGGGUUGAUAUGUAUCAGUCUCUGGCCAACGCCUCGGAGCGCGAGGUGGCAGCCUUCUCCAGCAGCUACGGGUCGGACCAGGAGCGAGCUUACGCCGCUCUGCAGCACUGGACGGUCCGUGACCGCGACGCCAGCCUAGCCAAGCUGAUCAGCGCCCUGCACAGGCACAGACGCACCGACGUGGUGGAGAAGAUGCGCUGCGUCAUAGAAGACAAUCCUCAGUUUGAUGUGGCCCAGCUGAUGGUGUGUGUGAAUGUUACUGCGGGCCCCAGUCCCCCCCGGUCUGCUGACGGGCCUGGCGUGGUGGAGGGGUCUCCCGUGGACCGCAGCAAGGGCUUCUUUCCCGACGAAUCUGAGCCCCUGCUGCGCUGUGACUCCACCUCCAGUAAAGACUCUGCCCUCAGCAGGACCGGAUCCUUCAUUACCAAAGAGAAGAAAGACACAGUUCUUCGCCAGGUCCGUCUUGACCCAUGUGACCUGCAGCCCAUUUUUGAUGACAUGUUGCACAUCCUGAACCCUGAAGAACUGCGCGUGGUGGAGGAGAUCCCUGCUGCCGAGGACAAGCUGGACCGCCUGUUUGAGAUCGCUGGUGUGAAGAGCCACGAGGCGAGCCAGACUCUGCUGGACUCAGUCUACAGCCAUCUACCUGAGCUGCUUUAGGGCCAUCACCCUGAGCUGCUGUAGGGCCAUCACCUCCUGCUCUCCUCCUCCUGCUCUUCUCUCUCCUUUCCUCUCUCUUCUCCUCAUCCUGCUCUCCUCUCCUCCUCCUGCUCUCCUCUCUCCUCCUGCUCUCCUCUCGAGUUUUGGUACGUCUGCCACCCUCAGACAGCCUUCACCAUUAACCUUACCCCUUACCCCUGACCCCUGUAAUGCUCCAGUCCACUUAACUCACUCUUCCUGCCAGUUUAACCAGAGAAUCCUUUCCCCCACCAAGCCAGCCCCCCCCCAACCCCUUCCUCUCCUCCCUGUGCCCAGCCAGACAGGAAGCCAUGUGCCUGACCUCACCAGGUCAACAUCCUUUCCCCUAUCUCUGGCGCUCCCCUCCAGGUGUGUAGACUGUCCAACAGCAACAUAACCGUCACCAACUUCCAGUAAAAACACACCUCUCGUUCUCGGCUCAGUGUAGCGUUGAUGAAAUGUUGUCUCAACAUUUUGGAGCUUGUUGUUGCUGCGCAUUGGUUCAGAAAAGGUCUUAAGCUACUGUAUGUCAACACUGUCAAAAACUAACUGUACUCAGUUGUUCAUGCAAACAUACUUUCGACACACAAUGUCUGAUCAGCACUAAUGAUAUGUAUUAUAAUUGAUGCACUAAUGUUGUUUUCUAGAAAUCAUGUGACUCGUCUGCAUUUUGCUUCCUGAGCCCCCGUUAGUCCGAUGCUAUCUCUACCUUGCAUCUCUUCCUCUUCUGCGUUUCCUACAUUUUCUUCUAAUUUAAGUGUUCAUUUGUGUAUAAUUUUUAUUUUGUUCAACUGAUUCAUGUUUCCAGUAGAUGUUUGUCAUCUGUAUGAUUUCUCGGGCAUUCAGACGUACCUGAGUGGAACAUGUGCUCACUCCUUUAUUCUACUUGAAUCUGUCACCUCCUGGUACUUGAUUAAAAACAAUGUAUCCCUUCUAGUUCCUUCAGGAUUCUACAUUCUUCAGAAAAGAAGCACCACCAAAAUAAGGUUUAACGAUGAUGGAUGUCUCACUCGAUGAUGCUCUGUGCGCUGGCUCUUUGACGCCCUCCAGUGGCAGUUCUGAGAAUGAAUGAUUCCUAGAGCAGCUUGAGGUGUGUGGAGUUUUCAAACUUAACAUGAUGUAACCAGUGUGUUUACUACUAUGUAACCUCUUAAAAUCAACCAAUAAAAGUUAAAACAUUUGUUAUAAGGAUGAGAAUGUGGU